AUGAAAUCCUCAUCUCAUCGAUUCAAAGUGCCUGCCUCAUCUCAGCACCCUAAAACGCCAUUCGCAUCUCGUGCACGUUCUUCGGACAAGAAAUCUUCAUCUCACCACUCGAAACCAAUGUUAUCUCGUAGUCGUUUGCCUUAUCACGAGCGACCAUCUCGGCGUCAACGAUCGACUCGUCAAUCAAUUGAAUUGACUAGCAGGAUUCAACGCGGAAAAGAAGAGGCAAAAGCGCAGAAAGAAAAGGAGGAAGCGAUCUUUGUGUUCAACGUGCGCAAGCGUGUUUUGGUGGAUUGGUUGCAGAGUCUCUACGAUCAACCUGAUGAUGCGAUCAUUGCAAUUCGUGUGAAUAAAGAUCAGUUGCGUACCCUCAGUGAGCACGAAGCCUCAAAAGAGCGUCGUCGUCAGAGGCGCCAGGGGGAA
Messenger RNA from Mesorhabditis belari, 423 nucleotides. NCBI's taxonomy places the organism in Eukaryota, Metazoa, Nematoda, Chromadorea, Rhabditida, Rhabditidae. The record is from the annotation of a GenBank genome assembly.